GCUGCAUGUGCAUGUGUGUAGAAUUUAUUGAGGGAAAGGCAAGUCAAAGAAAGGAGUUCUGCGUUUAGUUCCAAACAUAGGGAGGGGUGGGGUAACAAACAUACAUACCCACAAUAUCACUAGGAAUUAUAAGAAGCAUUUAAAAAGCUACAGAUUUAGAAUCCUUUUGGAGCAUUUGGCUGUGUGAGCAAGCUAUUUUUAAGAAAUAUUUAUCUGCCAUGAGAAGCUGCUUGCUGAUUGGUUAAUUUCACCAAAAUUAUUUGUUAUGCUUACAGUGCUUUCUCCUAUAGCAAAUGCUGGCCUCUGAUGUCAUAAGUGGAGUAUCUAUGGCAACUUUCAGUGGUACAACUCAUUUUACACUAGGGCUUUACCUCCUUACUUGGUACCUAGGAUUAGAACAGCAAAGAUGAGCAGUUUAGAGUACUUAGCAUAUCCAGUGAUUAUUGCCAAUCACAGGCAGAGUACCACCAUGAAGAAAAAACUGGACAUUGGUGACUAUCUCUCUCACAAGAACAAACUAGAACUCGCAAGACCUCGUGUUGAUAAUAAACCCCCACGUGCACAAACUCACCAUCACUUUAAAAUGAGCAAGAUUCAGGAAGACCAGAAGAGAAUUGGUAGAAUCGAAAGAGAAAACAAGCAGCUGGCAGAGAGGUUAGCUACCAUUCAGCGUGGGACCGGGAUGGUGGAUUGCUGGAAUCAAUACUUUCAGAGGAGCUCAAAUAGGGAGAAGCAGAACAGGGAGAUGGUGAGGAUCACUGUUGAAAAUCAGGGGAUUCUGAAGCGACUUGGUGACCCUAAACCUACAUAUGAUCGUAGGAAGUCUGAGAUUGAUUGGCAGAAUUCACGGCACUAUAUCCGGAAUACCACGCGGUAUCUCAUUGCUUCUCGGGAUAGCUAGGAGAAUACACCAGGCAUGGAUAAUACAGCAGAGACUUAGCACAUCUUGAAAGUCUGAUGGCCUGUUAAGGAUACAUAUUACAACUGGCUGAUGUUUUCUUAGGAUUGUAAAAUAAAAUGGAGCAUUGAAUGAAUGCAGUUUUCCUAUAAAAGUGCAACUCUCCACUCCAGCCCCCAAAUCUUCACCACAUACAUGUCUACUUUUGCCAUAAUUUAUUUUGAAUUUACAAACAAAACUGCACCUAAAAAACUCACAUCACAAUUCUCCCAAAUUAAUAAAAAGGCAAUUGUGUUUAACUACAGGGUUUGAUGCCUGCACAGGAUAGAAAUGGAGGCAAAGAUCAUUUAUUACAUGAACCAGACUGCAAAAGACAUUUUAGCUCAGUGUUUGAUACCAAUUUAGACCAUGAGACGUUUUCAGUUAUUGUAAUUUUAAAUAUUUUACAAAAUCUGCACAUUUCCAUUUGUCUUGGUUCUUUUAGCAACUAUUUCCUCUAUUGGGAUCUACUGGACAAUGAAGCAAACUGAAACUAUGUUGUACUUUUACUGCUAUCAUUUUGUAAGUGGUUUGAUAGUAAUUCCUGCAUUGAGUAGAUUUCUGAUGAUAUUAUUUUACAGCACAGAGAAUGCCGUUUCAUCUAACCUACAUCCUUGUCCAUGGUGAUACACAGUAUAUAUAUUUAUCAUGUCUAGCUGGAUUUAUUAAAGCUGUUAGUAAU
Molecule: messenger RNA, 1619 nt
Organism: Trachemys scripta elegans
Lineage: Eukaryota; Metazoa; Chordata; Testudines; Emydidae
Gene: CFAP97D1
Product: CFAP97 domain containing 1
Exons: 6
Coding region: 407-901 (164 amino acids)
Biological process (GO): sperm axoneme assembly
Source: RefSeq, a predicted model, not a curated record